GCAACAGACUGGUCGUCAUGGAGAUGAUUGGAGGAAGGCGACAAUGGCCGUUUCCAGUCAGGCUCCAUUUAAGAUUCGGUUCAAAUGUGUAAGAAAAAAUCAUGACACAAAACUAGGUUUAGACGACAUAAAAAUAUGGAAAUUUCCAUCGAUUACAACGACUAAGCCAACCACUACUCCCACCACGACACCAACCACGGCAUCUACCACUAAACCAACCACUACAUCAGCAACUACACCUACAACUACACUCGCAACUACACCAACCAAGAAACCAACUACUACACCAUCUACAACACCAAUUACUACACCCACGACUACACCAACUACUACACCCACCACUACCCCAACCACUACACUAAUCACGACACCAACAACUACACAAACAACUGCACUGACCAAGACACAAAUCACUACACCAACCACGACACCGACCACUACGCAAACUUCAACACCGACCACUACGCCAACCAUGACUGCAACAAGGAUACCAACCACUUCACAAACCAUUACCCCAAACUAUACGUCAACUACUACAAGGACAACACAUACGACUUCAACAAAGAUAACCACAUCAGUGAUAUCAACAACAGCACAAACAACAACACCUACAAAAGUUUCAAAUAAGAUAUCAACAACAAUAACAUCAUCACUUGCAGAAAUAACACCCGAUGAAACAACAUCAGUGAACCACAUCCAUAAAUUUGUCCAACACACAACAGCUAAGAAAACAAAGAAACCCUCAACGAAGCCAACGACCGAACAAGUGUCAGAAAUCGUAUCCAAAAUAAAAAAUAACAUAGCAUCUUCAACAUCAUCGGAACAAUCGACAACGUCACAUAAAACAACAGACCAAUUGUUGGAAAUAUCAACAACAUCGGAAUUCAAUACAACACAAUUUAUGAAUACGGCGUCAAUACAGAAUUCGUCAAUUUCUGUACCUACGUCUAGAAUAAAAUCAUCUAUUCCGACUGAAACAUCGCCAUAUCGAUCAACUACUUCCGGUCACAGAAUACACCAUAUUACUCAUGGUCCUGCGGUGACCAUGACUAUUCCUGUUGGCAAUAUUGAGAACAAAGUCGCUCAAAAUGACGGGUCGUUCACCAGCAGUCACAAAACUGGGAUAAUCGUUGGAUCCGUUAUUGGGAGUUGUGCUGUGGUUCUGGCAGCCUUAAUGGUCAUAAAGAAAGCCCGGGCAGCGAAAAUAAAAUGUUAUCAACUAGAGAAAUCGUAUACAAGUGAUGAAUACAUUCCUGGAUAUCUUAAAAUGAAAGGAAUGAAAAAGUAACAAGUUUAAAAGUAGUAUACAAUAAAACUGUUCAUGCGUGUACGAAAUGAAGAACAAACAAACUGUUGCCUUGAAAAAACGAUAACUCACAGAUUUUGAUGGGUAUUUUCAGCAUUUUACAGCAAGGAUAUUUAACGGAAACUAAAAAAGGUUAACAAUGAAAAUCAGAUUAAGUUGUUUUUGUAUGAG
Messenger RNA from Mizuhopecten yessoensis (Yesso scallop), 1477 nucleotides. RefSeq names its product cell wall protein DAN4-like. Bases 44 to 1288 code for a protein of 414 amino acids. Lineage: Eukaryota; Metazoa; Mollusca; Bivalvia; Pectinida; Pectinidae. The transcript is spliced from 2 exons. The record is from RefSeq and is a predicted model, not a curated record.